Messenger RNA from Symbiodinium sp. CCMP2456, 1470 nucleotides. The record is from the annotation of a GenBank genome assembly. NCBI's taxonomy places the organism in Eukaryota, Dinophyceae, Suessiales, Symbiodiniaceae.
AUGACGCUGAGCGAUGAGGAGGAGGUCCGGCCACUGCGGCUCGAAGAAGCGCAGCUAGACCGGCCUAUAGGGCAUCGAGUGAAGGUGUCAGCUCUUGCCGUGGCCCUGUGCCUCGGGGCCGGGGCGCUCUGGAAAAACACGGUGCCUUGCAAGCCUGGGUCACCUGGGCUGCUGCAGGCUAAGUUUGCUACCGAUGUGGAUGCACAGAUGGCUUUAAAAGUGGAGGGCCUCCGGAGCGUGACAAACAGGAGCCUUGCCGAUGGCAUCGUUAUGAAUGCGAUGAAGUCUGCGGGCAAGGACUAUGCGAAGCAUUAUGAGGCACACCAGGUGCGACAGCUUCCUGAAAGUCCUGUUGAUGCUGCCCGCAGCAUGAUCUCGUAUGACGAGAUCAGGACCUAUAGAGCUGAAAAGAAGGCAAAGAGGGCAAGAGAGGCCAAGAAGGCUUUCUGUGCCUUCAAUGUGUUGGAAGCCUUCAUCUCUAUCAUGGGCAUGGGUGAUGAUAUCAACGCCAUCAUCCGCACCUGUCCACCUCCUCGAGAUGGCGAAUCGGAGUUGGCGUGCCAAGUGAACGGUGCCAUCCUGGUCGCAUGGGUUGGCAAUUUGGCGGCCAAGCUGUCCUUUGCCGCCUCCAACUGCGCGAUCACCACCAACGUGAAUGCUCUCUGCUCCGUAGGUGUCACAGGCCUGGUCUCCGCCAUGGGGGAGCUGGCAGCCACGGCAUCCCUGGCGGCUGCCACCUGUGUCCCCACACCACCCAGCCUUACGACGACCAAGAUCAGUGUGCUGGGCGACCAGACUGUCCGCGGUGCGCCGGGACGACGGCUGAUGAUCGGUGAGGGUGCCGUCGGGAACGGCGUCCAGUGCGGCAUCGACGUGGGCAUGGUUGUGACGAAUAUCGCCAACAUGGGCUUGGCCAUUAACGGUGCCGUCAACUCAGGAAUGUGCGGUUGGAGAGCAAAGGCGUCCCCUUUGAACAAGCUCACCGGAAUCCCGGAGGCGCUGUGCACCGUCGACAUCGGCGGGGCGGUGACGUACAUCAGCCAGGUCGUGACCUUCAUUAACUUGAUCGUUGUUCACUGCAACGAUUUCCUUGAUAUCAGUGCCCUCUGUGGGGCCAGCGUGGCAGGGAUCACUACUGCGGCGGCCGCUAUUUCGCCAUAUGGUGCAGCCGUCCAUGCUGCCUGCCGAGAGAAUCACAUAGCCAAGAGCCCAAAGCUCCAGGCGAAGAUCAACGGUCUCUAUGAUGUGCCCGAUGUGCCCAGGCGCCUCACCGAACUCAAGGAUGCUAUGGCAAGUGUUCGAGAGAUCCGUGGGCGGCUGGAAGAAGAGCUGGGCUUCAAUGCAUCCUCCGCUCGGGGUGACAGCUUCUCGGAAGCGAACAUGGAGAUGCUCCUACACCUCAUGGAGGGCGAGUCGGGCCAGGAGAAGGCUUCCACAGGCCUUUGGCCAUUUUCGCAAUGCGAAGCGUGA